Messenger RNA from Aspergillus fischeri NRRL 181, 2304 nucleotides. Its product is annotated as putative MFS transporter. Gene Ontology annotation, molecular function: transmembrane transporter activity. Bases 1 to 2304 code for a protein of 767 amino acids. Gene Ontology annotation, biological process: transmembrane transport. NCBI's taxonomy places the organism in Eukaryota, Fungi, Ascomycota, Eurotiomycetes, Eurotiales, Aspergillaceae. The record is from RefSeq and is a predicted model, not a curated record. The transcript has 4 exons.
AUGACUGCGACGAUCGCCUUCUGCUCUAGCAUCUACACAGCCGCCAUUCCGUCCAUUUCACAUGCGUACGGCUGCUCGUCAACAGUCGCAACGCUGGGCGUUACCACGUUCCUAUUGGGGUUCGCGUCCGGGCCCCUGCUGUUUGCACCUCUGUCUGAGGUCUGGGGUCGCAAUACGAUCUUCCGGCUCGUUCUGGUGCUAUUCGUCCUGUUCCAGAUUGGAUGUGCUCUAGCUCCCAACGUCGCGUCGAUGAUCGUUUUUCGCUUUUUUUCAGGGUUCUUUGGAUCUCCCACGGUGACUAACUCUGGCGGGUCCAUCACCGAUAUCUGGCCGCAGGAUAAUCGGUCUGUGCCGCUGGCCCUCUUCUCCGCGGCCAGCUUCCUGGGCCCCGUCAUUGCACCCACAGUGGGGGGUUUCAUCUGUCAGUACACGUCAUGGAGGUGGAAUUUCUGGGUGGUGCUGAUCCUCAGUGGUGUCUGCUACGUUGCCAUGACGGUGUUUCUUCCCGAGACAUAUCCCCCCAAGCUGCUGAUGGACAAAAGACGAUGCAUGCCGGGCUAUUCCCCAGCCAAUCAACCCUCCGUCAAGGAGAUGCUGUACACGACGCUCACGCGGCCCUGGCUGAUGCUCUUCACGGAGCCCAUCCUGUUCUUGCUUUCCCUGUAUAUGGCUCUUGUCUACGGUAUACUCUAUCUGGAUUUCACGGCCUAUCCUGUUGUCUACCGGGAAACCCGAGGCUGGUCCCCCAGUAUUGCAGGGCUUUCCUUUUUGGGGAUAUGCGUCGGCAUGGCCAUCGCCACCCUGAUCUCGCCAUAUGUCAAUCGAAUCCAUGGCAUCUACGUGCGACGCCUGGGAGGUCCUCAGCCGGAGGCUCGCCUCCCACAUUUGAUCGUCAUCUCCUGGCUAAUCCCCGUCAGCUUGUUCUGGUUUGCCUGGACGGCAUCGCCGCCUACCCAUUGGAUCUCCGGCAUCGUCGCCGGUGUGCCCUUUGGGUUUGGCCUCAUCCUGCUCUUCCUGGGGAUCACGUCAUAUCUGACAGACUGCUACGGCUCGUUUGGGGCGAGUGCUUUGGCGGCCAAUGCCGUGCUGCGUUCCCUGUUUGGGGCCGUCUUUCCCCUCUUCUCGACGUCUUUGUAUCAUUCCCUGGGGACAUCGUGGGCAACGAGUCUGCUGGGAUUCGUGGCUCUGGCGAUGGCGCCAUUGCCGUGGGUGUUUUAUCGAUUCGGGCCACGAAUCCGCUCGCGGAGCAAGUAUCAUCUGAAGACGAGGGAUUUCAAGAGAUCAGGAGUUUUCACAGACAUCAUGCCCUCUCCUCCAAUCGUUGACUUUAGUGAUUUCCUCUCUGGUGAUCCGGAGCGCAAGAAGAAUUGCACCGAGGCCAUUGGAGAUGCCUGCCGCACACUGGGAUUCUUUCAGAUCAUCAACCAUCCAAUCCCACUGAGCCUGCAGAAGGAAAUGUUCAAGCUGUCCAAGGAGUUUUUCGCCCUUCCCCUGGAGGAAAAGAUGAAACUCGACAAAUCCCAAAACGACCACAACCGCGGCUACGAAGUCAUGUACGGUCAGAUGAUCGAAAAGGACACCAAGCCCGACUUGAAAGAAGGCUACUACGUCGCCCAGGACCUGCCCCCAGACCACCCGCAAGUCGUCUCCAAGAAGUUCGCCCAUGGACCGAACCUCUGGCCCGAGUCGCUGGGCCCACACUUCCGCGACACCUGCAUGGACUACCUCAACCAAGUAACCGCCCUCACCGAGAAAGCCCUGCAAGCCAUCGGCGUGUCCCUAGGCUACGACGAGUCCUACUUCGACGAGUUCUGCACGGAACCCAUGGCCUUCUACAAGCUGCUCCAUUACCCUCCCCAGCCGGCCGACGCUGACCCGCUGCAGCGCGGUAUCGGCGCCCACCGCGACUUUGGCGUCAUUACGCUGCUGCUACAGGGGGAUGUCCCCGGGCUGGAGGUGUGGGACGAGGAGACGCAGUCGUAUUACCCUGCGCCACCGAUCGAGGGGGCGUAUGUGGUGAACCUGGGGAAUCUGUUCCAGCAGUGGACGAAUGAUGAGUACCUGUCCAACGUGCACCGGGUGAUCAACCGGUCGGACGUAGACCGGUACUCCAUCCCGUUCAACUACAAUGGGAAUCCGGACUUUGUGAUCCGGUGCGUUGAGUCGUGUCGCGCGAGGCCGGAGGACGAAAAGUAUGCGCCCAUCUCGGUGGAUGACUACGUCCGGCAGAAGUACAAGGAUGUGUAUGGGCGCGUGGGCAUCUAUUCGGUUGCCGAGCGGGUCAAGGCACAGGCAGUGGCUUGA